Molecule: messenger RNA, 22880 nt
Organism: Aedes albopictus (Asian tiger mosquito)
Lineage: Eukaryota; Metazoa; Arthropoda; Insecta; Diptera; Culicidae
Exons: 2
Coding region: 20660-22852 (730 amino acids)
Biological process (GO): DNA integration
Molecular function (GO): nucleic acid binding
Source: RefSeq, a predicted model, not a curated record
GUAUUUGGAGUACAUAGCUCAAAAUUUCUAGAGCACCGUUUUUUAGAACCGUUUAACGGAUUUGGAUGAAAAUGCAUCACGCUAAUUGUUCAGUGGUUGUCAACAGCGUGAUGCAUUUUAAUCCAAAUCCGUUCAACGGUUCUAAAAAACGGUGCUCUAGAAAUUUUGAGCAAUGUACUCCAAAUACCUUGUCCUUAAGCCAGAGUCAAUCGAAAAUUGUGUCUUGUUGAUCUUGUUGCCGGGGAAAACGUUACAAACUGCGUCCAGAAAGCAUCAAGAAGUUGUUCAAAACUGAAAACAGUGCUGUAAUGGUUCAUUACGCAACGCAAAUCAGUGCUGUAAUGAACCACUACCGCACUGCUAAUUUGGUGUGGAAAAGUAGGCAUUUUCAUGGCAGAUUUACGUGAGGUAAAACAGCCUAUUACGAUGAGAAAUUUCAAAAAAUAAAUUACCGAACAGAGGAAUAGAAAUUGAGUGCGUACGCCAGGUUUGUCCGCGCUGAUCGCAUGAAAAUUCUGCUCUUUGGAUUUACACCAUCAAGCACAUCAUGAGCAUGAGCAUGAGCAUGAGCAUAGAUGACCGCACAAUUCGUAGUUGCUACUCCGUGAUUGACCAGAGCAAUCGAAAUUGCACAAGGAACCAAUGAAUAGGGCUUGGGACUAGCUUACUAUUCUCAAUGUACACAGGUCGAGAGCUCUCAACUUUAAUAAGGUCAAUAACGGCGCCGGCCACGUCCUUACGGUCAUCGAGGAUGGAAGGGAAUGUUAGUAAGACAAACGUUGUUAUAAAGACCGCGAAUCGCUGCAUCUCCACGUUUGUCUCAGGAAGGAUUUUUUUGUUAGUAGGGUAAGGUACAUUGUCAGUCCGAGAGUCACCUAUGGUUGGUGAUAUGAUUUGACAAUGGAUCAAUAUACACAAACCGCCGUUAACAACCGACCACUUUUCGACGCAAGAACUAGCCAAAAAGAAAAUUCUAUCGCGCGUCUCCACUCCACUAGGGAGCAGAAACCUUUAGUCUAUUCCACACAGAAAUACACUGAACGCGACUCACUUUGUCGGCGCCCGGAUUUUUCUCGACCGGCGAACCCGAAGUAACAUUUUUCAUUCUUUUGUGUAAAUGCAAAAAAUGAAAGAAAAUAUUUAUUAUCAACUAAAAGUGUAUUGGAAACUAGCGCCGAAGGGAAGCGAAAAAUUCGGAACCGACUCGAACCACGGCGCGCGCACACUCGUCCCGUCGUCGGAGCCCCAGAGAGAAGAGGAAAAAAAAAUCGCAAAAAUCUAGCAAAGCGAGCGCGCGAAACUUUGCUGCUGCCGAACUACCGCACACUACUGACUGCUUGGCGUCCCGUCGUCGGAGCCCCGCAGCGAAAAUAAAAUCGCAAAAAUCUAGCAAAGCGAGCGCGCGAAACUUUGCUGCUGCCGAACUACCGCAUACUACUGACUGCUUGGCGUCCCGUCGUCGGAGCCCCACAGAGGGAAGAGGAAAAAAAAUCGCAAAAAUCUAGCAAAGCGAGCGCGCGAAACUUUGCUGCUGCCGAACUACCGCACACUACUGACUGCUUGGCGUCCCGUCGUCGGAGCUCCGCAGAGAAAAUAAAAUCGCAAAAAUCUAGCAAAGCGAGCGCGCGAAACUUUGCUGCUGCCGAACUACCGCACACUACUGACUGCUUGGCGUCCCGUCGUCGGAGCUCCGCAGAGAAAAUAAAAUCGCAAAAAUCUAGCAAAGCGAGCGCGCGAAACUUUGCUGCUGCCGAACUACCGCACACUACUGACUGCUUGGCGUCCCGUCGUCGGAGCCCCGCAGAGGGAAGAGAAAAAAAAAAUCGCAAAAAUCUAGCAAAGCGAGCGCGCGAAACUUUGCUGCUGCCGAACUACCGCACACUACUGACUGCUUGGCGUCCCGUCGUCGGAGCCCCACAGAGGGAAGAGAAAAAAAAUCGCAAAAAUCUAGCAAAGCGAGCGCGCGAAACUUUGCUGCUGCCGAACUGCCGCACACUACUGACUGCUUGGCGUCCCGUCGUCGGAGCUCCGCAGAGGGAAGAGAAAAAAAAAUCGCAAAAAUCUAGCAAAGCGAGCGCGCGAAACUUUGCUGCUGCCGAACUACCGCACACUACUGACUGCUUGGCGUCCCGUCGUCGGAGCCCCACAGAGGGAAGAGAAAAAAAAAUCGCAAAAAUCUAGCAAAGCGAGCGCGCGAAACUUUGCUGCUGCCGAACUACCGCACACUACUGACUGCUUGGCGUCCCGUCGUCGGAGCCCCACAGAGGGAAGAGGAAAAAAAAAUCGCAAAAAUCUAGCAAAGCGAGCGCGCGAAACUUUGCUGCUGCCGAACUCGAUUUACACCAUCAAGCACAUCAUAAAUUAAAAAUCUUUUCAUCUUAUCAGACAGAAGGAUGUUGAAAUAUUCUAAAUGUCAUUUCGAACUGUCAAAAAACCGCACCGCGAGCCACACGGAGCGCGCAAAGAGAUUUUCACCCGGAUGAAAACACUCUAGUGAAUUUCACUUUGAACGGCCCGUGCGGCGCUGCGGUGCGGUUUUUGACAGUUCGAAAUGACAUUUAGAAUAUUUCAACAUCUUUCUAUCUGAUAAGAUGAAAAGAUUUCUAAUUUAUGAUGUGCUUGAUGGUGUAAAUCCAAAGAGCAGAAUUUUCAUGCGCUCAGUGCGGACAAGCCUGGGUACGCUAAUUGCAACGUAGCUUUGACACUAACGUGCAUCGAAGUGCACUGACAGCACAUAUAUGGCACUUGAGUGCCAUUUAAAUGCAACAACUUAUCAAAUUUUGAAAUUAAUGGAUUUGUAACUAGAAAGCGUUGUAAAUAACGGGUUAACAACGAGCAAACGCAUAUUUAAACGUAUUUUUUCAAUCAAAGCAAUCAUAUGCAAACCGUUAGAGAUGAGUGAAUAUCAGGUAACUAUAAGGUCUCUUUACACAUGUAAAGCUUUGUUUUGUUUUUAUAGUGUUUUUGUUGCUUAAAUUAGUUGGUAUGUUGGUAUGUGGAUUCUUCUAUACACCAUAAAGAAAUCAUAUUCCACUCAAUAUUUAGUAAAUAGCAUGGUCUGUGCAUAAUGAGUUUGUAUAAUGUGCUUUGCACCAAAGAACAGGAUUAACAUAAUGGAUGACAGUCAAGCAGUGGAACCACCAACACUGGAUGAGGUUAAAAAGGCCCUUAAGGAGCUGAAAAACAGCAAGGCUGCUGGGAAGGACGAGAUCCCGGUCGAACUUCUUAAUCACGGAAGCGAGCAGCUACAUCAAUCAAUCCACCAGAUUAUUAUAAAGAUUUGGGAGGAUGAAGAAUUGGAUGGCCUCAUACUAGGCCUCAUAUGCCAAAUCUAUAAGAAAGGGCACAGACUGGAGUGUGCCAAUUACAGAGGGAUUACCCUUUUAAAUUCGGAGGUAGACCUAAAAGCUUUUGAAGUUUUUGAGCGCAAAGUGCUGCGGACAAUUCUCGGUGGGAAACAAGAAAAUGGAGUGUGGCGCAGACGCAUGAGUCACGAGUUGUACCAAGUGUACGAAGAUGCGAAUAUUGUGAAACGUAUAAAAUACGGCAGACUUCAGUGGGCUGGACACGUAGUGCGAAUGUCGGAAGAAAGAAUAGCGAAAACAAUAUUCAGCAGAGAACCCGGUAGAGGUAGGCGACUUCGUGGGCGGCCGCGAACUCGCUGGCUGCACGCGGUUGAAGAAGAUCUACGAUCCCUACACGUUCGGGGAAACUGGAGGAACAUCGCCCAAGACCGACGAAGAUGGUGCUCUACUAUACGCUCGGCGUUGGAGUAAAGUUACUUUGUAGCCAACAAGGUAUCAAGGUAGGUAUAAUGUGCUUUAGAAGAAACACUUAUUUAAAAAUUAACAGAACUUUAAAAGAUACAUACCAUAGAUGAGAGGAACAAACAUGUACUCUCUGGAGCGGAUCUGGUGUGAUGGUUAAAGCCCGUGACUGUCACGCCGAGGACCUGGGAUCGAAUCCCACUCCCGACAUACUCACAAAAUGUGAGUUCUUCCUUCGGAAGGGAAGUAAAGUGUUGGUCCCGAGAUGAACUAGCCUAAGGCUGAAAAUCUCGUUGAUACAGAUAAAAAAAUGUACUAAUUAGUACGGGCAACAAAUUAAAACCAAGAGUUUACCAUGCCUACUUCUUAACGCGCUGAUAAAACAUUGUUGCUUUAAUCCAAGCUUUUCCUGUUCUAAGAAGCGACACAAUUCCAAAAGUGACGAUAAUAAUGUUUAGUAAUGGUUAGAAAAGAUUAAUACCGAGCUCGCUAUAGAGCUACUUAGUUGAGGCAGCGCGGUACGCUGGAGGAUCGAUCAUUACCGUUAAUGUAAGUUUUGACAUUGAUUAAUAAAAAAACAUAAAAUCAAUUCAUCACUUUUUUCUAACUAAAUGUUUGUUGUCAAAAAGACUCCAUCAGUUUUGAGAACUAUCAUGACAAACCCAUUCUACUACCCAUAAUAAAUUCGAAUCAACCAAUAAAUUGGUGCACGGUUCGAAUGAUUAAAAUAUUGUCUUAAAUUGUUUAAUGCUCUAAGAUGUCAAACAAAUGUUUAAUUUCAAGAAAUCCUCUAACGUCCUCAUUUUUAUUCACAUCCUUUGCAUUUACGAAGCUCCAUGGAUCAAUAUUGGAUCCUUAACUAUAUCUGUUGAAAAUUUCUAGAAUGUUUUUUUUUUAUUUCUUAACGAAGCAAAAUAAUUAUAAUCAAAAAAUACUACACAUUUAUGCAUUUUUGUUACUUACACAGUUAAAUAACAUUUUUAACCUGUAACAAAAGGACCUCGUCGUAUCGCACACAUUUUUCCAUCAGUUUAUAAAUUUACAACUUGCUCUCAGUAUGAAGCUUACGUUCAACAUUUCAUACAAGAAAUUAUUUGAUGUAAAAUUAUGUUAAUAAUAAGAUAGAAAUUCGUAUGCAAUUUUUUUUUCUUCGGGUAUAAUUUCAGAUAUUUUGCUGACUAGUAACCAUUCUCCGUUAAUAAUUUUAUGUUUUCUUUGUUUUCUUAAAUUGAAAUGGAAAGCAUAUAGGGUAUGAGUGCCAUAGGUAAUUUUACGCUCACCGGUGGCAUUAGCUCGUUGUUAACCCGUUAUCAACAUUUUUAGAUGUAUUUUCUCCAUGGUAAAAAAAUUUGCGAGAAACUUUUUUCUCAGUGUAUUUUUACUGGAUUGCUGAGGCAAUUUGGCGUCGAUUUCACUAAAAAAUGCACUACGAUGCAUAGUUUUUGAGAUAUGAUUUUUUGAAGUUUGGGGUGUUUUACAAAAUUUUGAAAAAUCGUGAAAUUUUAUCAAUCUUUUCCCAGAAAAAUAGUCCACUAUGAAUUUUUUAAAUUCCAUAUAUGAUCAUAUAUCCACGACCUGUAGCACUGGUGAAAUUUUCAUGAAAAUCGGAGACCCUUCGGCCCAAAGUGUUCGGUAAUAAAAAAAAUCCCCAGCGCGCCUAAGACCAAAAAACUCAUCAGUACUUUUAGAGACCCAUGGUUUAAACUGCAUCGGUAAUGAACCCACUUAUUUCCACGAAAACGGAAAUGCUCAGCUAGAACUUUGUUCACACAGGUUUGUAGUUAAAAACAAUAAGUCCGGAUUAGAUCAAAGAGACUGUAAUGCAUUCGUAACGCGAUUGCACUCAAAUGAGUUGCACUCAUGAUCUCGCCAUACUUGUGGCAUCUCCCCGCCAAAUUGAUGAACUAUGAUGAAUUAUCUUCCAGAAAAAGGUGAUCGACCUUACCAUAAUAGUCUUCAGAAACCAGUAGUAGACAAUUAGUCAAUAUUCAAUGUAAUCCUAUAUAAGACAUAAUCCAGUUUCAAUCAAGAUAAUAACAGUCUAUAAGUUCAACAGUAUACAGAAAAAUCUAGUGUUCCGUCCUACAGUCCAACCCAGAAAUACAGAACAUUAGUGAAACCCAAAAGGCUAAGUGUUCAACAAAUUCCAGUCAUUAUACAGAAGAAAAAGUGUAUCAAUAGUUCGUCCAAUAAAUGUUGUAGUUGUUCAGAAACUUUAUACCAACGAUUAACUCUGUGUUCAGUAUCAUCGCGAUUAUGAUCGAUUAGUGUCCGACUGAUUCCGACUACCACAGACGCUCUUAUGUGCGAUAACAAACUUGUUUUAACAAAUGAUCAAUCAACAGUUCUUGGUUUUAAUCAGAUUGAGGCACCUGUUUUUUUCUCAUCACGACCUCAUAUUCGCUUCCUUGAGUUUUUCAAGUCAAAAUGAAAUCGAUUCUUAUCAAUAUCACGAUUACAACAAAAUAAAUGCAAGAGACCUUCAAAAAGCUUUCAAUUCACUUGAUUGGUUCCAGUUUUAUCAGAUUGACAACCCUGACUUGCUUGUAGACUUUUUUAAUUCGACAAUGAUCAGUUUGCACGAUGCUUUCGUAACAUUGAAAACUGCCCAUAAACGAAGUAAAUCUAAUCCGUGGUUUAACCAAAAUAUUGCAAAAGCAAUCAUAGAUCGUGAUCUUGCCUUCAAGCAGUGGAAAGCGAAUAGAAUUCUAGAUAACCAUGAGCUAUUCAAAAGGCUAAGAAAUAGAGUCAAUUACCUGGUUCGCUUAGCUAAAGAACAACAUUACAGUGAAUAUUUGAAUCCGAAGUUGCCAUCGAAUGAUCUAUGGAAGCGAUUGAAAAAUACUGGAGUUGCUGGAUCGAUAGAGCAGCCGAAUAUAGAUUUCAGUUCUAAUGCGAUUAAUCAAUCUUUUUCUGUGAAUUUUACAGAGCCAAGCUUUGCAUACACUCCAUGUCAGCUUGAACAUUGGAAUUCGUUCAGUUUUCACGCUGUCGAUGAAGCUGAAAUAAUAAAUGCACUGUUUGAUAUAAAAUUCAAUGCUGUGGGACUGGACGGUUUUUCCCUAAAGUUUUUAAAACUUUUUUUUUUGCGUUUGUCACUAGUGUGACAGGCUGAGGCCAGGGUUGGCCCAUCUCGCCAAAACUUUAUUAAACCUGUAACCCAUAUUAUCAAUUCGAUUAUUAUUACCAAUACUUUUCCUAAAUCUUGGAAAAAUGUUAAAAUCUUGCCAAUAAAGAAAAAGUCAAAGAAAAACUCACUGGAAAAUCUACGCCUAAUAAGUGUAGUGCCUGGACUAUCCAAAGUGUUUGAAAAACUUUUAAAAAAUCAGAUGUGUUUCUACAUCAACGAAAAUAACUUAUUGAGUCCGCAUCAGUCUGGAUACAGACCUAAGCAUAGCACAAAAACAGUGAUACUCAAAGUGAUUGACGAUAUCGGAAUAAUGCUUGACAAAGGUAAGUCUGCCAUAUUGAUGCUACUAGAUUUUUCUAAGGCAUUUGACACAAUCUCGCAUGGUAACUUAUGUAGAAAACUUCAACACAACUUUGGUUUUUCGUGUGAUGCCGUAAUCUUAAAGUCGUACCUAUCAAAUCGUUUUCAAGCUGUGCAUGUUAAUAAUGAGUACUCUGAACUCACUUCUUUUUCAUCUGGUGUACCGCAGGGAUCAAUACUGGGCCCAAUAUUAUUCUCGCUAUAUGUUAACGAUUUGCCAAAUGUUCUUAAAUAUUGCAAGAUAGAUUUUUUCAGAUGAUGUGCAAUUGUACUAUGAGUUUUCAAGUUCUGAUGCGGCAAAUGUAACAAAUAAUAUAAAUGCAGAUAUAAAAAAAUGUGUUUAAUUGGACCAUGAAACACAACUUAAGAAUGAACGUAAAUAAAACUCACGCUCUGUUCAUAACUGCCAACAAUACCAACAUCUCUAAGCCAGUAAUAGUAAUAAACGGCAAUGUAAUUGAAUAUGCUCAAUCGGCGACCAACUUAGGUUACACAAUUCAAUCCAGUUUAGAUCGGGACGCUUUUGCAAUGCGAUAAAGUGUAUGGAAAAUUAAGAUCUCUGCAAUUGCAAACUUAUUUUUUUUUGUCAACAGAAAUGAAGCUUAGCCUAUUCAAAACUCUCAUAUUACCUCACUUCUUCGCAUGCGACUUUUUAAUCAUGCAGAUCUCUGCCAUUGCUUUCAAUAGAAUUAAAAUUGCUUUAAACGCUUGUGUAAGAUAUGUGUUCAAUUUGUCCCGGUUUUCCCAUGUCUCACAUUUGCAAAAUAAAUUAAUUGGUUGUUCGUUUGAAAAAAAUUCUAAAUUUAGAUGCUGUCAACUUGUUUUCAUGCUUACCAAUGACAAAUGUCCAGACUAUCUAUACAAUAAACUUAGUCAAUAUCGAAGUGAAAGAUCCAAAAAAUUCGUCAUUUAUAGACACCAUACUGCUAAAUAUAGUAAAAGCUUUUUCGUACGAGGUGUUUCUUAUUGGAAUACUUUGCCAAAUGAAUUAACUCUUAUAUAAUCGCGGGCAGUUUUUAAUAGGAAAUGAAUCGAAAGCUUUAAUUAAAAUAUGUAUUGUAUAAAUGAUAGUUUAAUAAAAUGAAUUCAAAACAGUGGCACUUUUUCUAUCUAAAUGAAACAAUUGUAACGAUUUAAAAGACGUCUGUCUUAUGUUACUGAAAAAAUGAGUAUAAAUGAAAUGAAAAUGAAAUGAAAUGAUAGUUUUAAAUUUAACUACCAAAAAAUAAACAUGAUUAAAUGAAACUAAGAUUUAUUAUAAUAAUACUUUAAGCACUUAUGAACUUCAAAUGGGCGUAACUGAAGAAUUUGAUCAACAUUAUUUUUGAAAUUCAGUUUAGGGAUGUACAAUAACUAUAUAAAUGAAUUGUCCUUUAUGUUUUUCAUUGUAUACCCAGUCAACGAGUCAUCGUAUAAGAUGUUGUAUAAGAUGUUAAAGUGGAGGCGAUAUGCGUACAUUUUACAUGCGCCUAAAUGGAGGCAUGUACGCAUAUGGCCUCCACUUUAUCAUCUUAUACAACAGCUUAAAUACGAUGACUGGUUGUCUAGGUAUUGUUCUGGCUAUAAUAGUAAAUGAAGCCAACGACGUCCGUAUUCUACAGGUUCAAGAAUACCUCCCUUAUAUUGGCGUACCGUAAUUCGGGGUAAAAUUGAUCACUUUAAAACAUCUUUUGCGGGUAACAUCAGUGGCAUUUCAAACAUUGCCAAAAGAAUUUCUGUAAAACCAGUACCCAGUGGAUCUCCAUGGAACCAUGUGACAGAAUUUUGCACAGCAAAUUUAAACUUUUAAUUAAAUAACUCCAAAAAUCAAAAAAUUGGAAAUGCCACUUUGGGGCGAAAUAAUCAGUAUACUAUGAAGCAUCGGUUGGAAAGGAAAAUAUCCUUCUCAGCUUAAUUUUGCUCUUCUAAAACCGAAUAACGCGUUCAAAAUCUUACAACUAGUGAAUUUAUUACUUUAAAUGCAAAAUUAAAUUUUGAAAUUUCCCACUUAAACUCCUAAAGUUAGGCAAUUUCAUUUGAAAUAAGUGAUUUAUAUCACAAUAAAUGACUGUUUCAUCGUAAAAUGAACUUUUUUCUAACUUUUUAAUGUUCUGAUUAGCUAUAUAACUUCCCAACCAAGGCUCCACAAAAAUGUUAAAACAGAAAAUAUACGAGAGGUAUACACUCAUCUUUAGACAUCUACGAACCAGAUGACGUAAUAAGUUUAAGAUCAUUACGACGCUUAAGAGUUCCUAGUAUGGAAUUACAAUGUAAUACCCGAAUGAUCAAUUUAUUUAUUUAUUUAUUUAUUCAUUCAAUUGAAAUUUUAACUGAUCAGUUUCUCUGCCGUGAAUCGCAUAUCGGUCCCUUUGCAUAGGAAAUCCAGCAGAGAUGGGACUGAUAUGCAAUUCACGGCAGUUCUGGUCUUAUUAAAAUGUAAUCUUAACCCGGGAGCGAUCGCGUCGUGUACUGAGUACACGCACUAUGAAAAAUGCACGCUUAUGGUACACCACGUGAGCGUGGCGUCGUUGCAGGUAAAGACGCGACUGCUCGAGGGUUAAUACUAUACAACUACGUUAACACAGACAUUGAUAGGUUAGGCUAUGACAAUUACUCUUUCGAAUAAUACUAAGAAGCUUGAGUAACACAAUUGACCAUUUAUAUAUAUAAGCUAACACAACAAAAAUACCGUUGUCAACAACAAUAACGAAACAGCUUACAACAAUAAAACACAGAAUUACCGAUUUCUUCACGAUCAAAUCGUUCCAAACAACGUGGCGACUUUCAAAUUCUUUUAAUUUAAGAUGUUUAGGCCAUAUCUCCAUUUGUAGUUCUACAAUCAACGUCGGUUAAAAAGAGAAAGAACGUAUCGCCAGUAUUGGUUUGCGUUAAAGAUGUAGUAUUACGCAUUCCGGUCCGAAUUCACUCGUAUCUCUAGUUCCAUUGAGUAGCUGGCUAUUGUAUACAGCAGGUGAAACAGGCGUAGAAUGCUGCUGCCUAUACGUUUCCUGUUCUGUGCGUUGAGAUAUCAUCGUAGUGAGUACAUCAACAAUAUCGCUCACUUUCGUCUUCAGCUCCUCGAUUUCGGCUUCACAUAAUGAUUUAUGAGUGCAGCAGUUAAUCGUUUCAAUGACAUCCUCGGCGGUGGCAUCGGUGGUGGCAUCACGAGAACUACAAUAGUCUGCCAAACACGCAUCACACAUCCAAAGAUUUUUUUGGCGAACAAAGCAUUAACGGUGUCCUCAGCUUAGCCUACGCAGUCAGCGUGAUAUCGUUUCGCACAUUUUCCCUCGCAGACAGUGUAUCGUUCGAUCUUACGGUCGAUGGCGAACGCGUAUUUGUUACACGUAUUUGUUAUGGUAAAUCCAAGUAGAUUCUCGCAGUCACAAAAAUAUGGAAUGGCGAUUGCAGAUUCUGAAUUUUCUUGGAUUCUUAUUUUGCUGUCGUUUUAGUUCAAUUUAAAAAAAAAGACAAUUACACCGUCUUCGACCUUGCUGCCUCUACAGACUGAACACUACAAACAUUCGACAACGGACUACACAUAUUACACCCAGUGGCCCAGUGAAGAAUUUUCCGUUUGACGAAAAGUUUUCCCCGACUGGAGCGGGAAUCGAACCCACACUCCGAGGCUUACGAGACACUUAAACGACUGACGCCGCUAACCGCUCGGCCACGGAAGCCCAUAAUGAAGCACUUAAUCUUUUUAACGAUAUAACACAAAGAUAAUGAUGUUCAGUUUAUAUCACUUAACGGUGUGGGAACAAUCUUUAGAAGUGAAUAAACACUAUUUUCAGCACAAAUAGACUCAGCGAAUCAAACAAGGGGCUGUCUAUUAAUUACGCAAGCAGUCGGUAACGAGGCGGUAACUCAGAUCAACCCGAUGAUCAAUUUGACCCCGGUUUACGGUAAUGGUCAAUAUUUGUGCAUAAGAUCAAAUUGUAGCAUUAUUUAUGAUACUUUUUAUUAUUUGGGACUCCGGAGACGGCGGGUUCGAUUCCCGUUCCGGUCGGGAAAAUUUUCUCAGCUCCCUGGGCAUAGUAUAUCAUUGUACUUGCCUCACAAUAUACAAAUUCAUGCAAUGGCAGGCAAAGAAAGCCCUUCAAUUAAUAACAGUGGAAGUGCUCUAACAGUGGAAGUACACUAAGUUGAAGUGAAACAGGCCAAGUUCUAGAGGGGACGUCGAGCCAUAAAGAAGGAGAAGAAGAAGAAGAAAAAGAAGAAGAAGACUCCAAAGCAUGCUUCUGUUAUGAAAUGUGAUGGUUUUCUAUAGAAACUCUGAUUUUUCAGUGGUUAGGCCCUUUAAAAGGGUGUAACUCAAAAUUUGUUCAGAGGUGUAGAAAUAAUAAAGAAAGAGAAUGGCGUUUCAGGUUUCGAUGGUUUUUUUUUGAUAAUAACGGUAAAUGAAGCACCGUGAUAUUGCCUCGAGUUUUUUUUUGACGAACGAUGUGUUCUUUUUGGAAGAGGCAUUGGAACAUAAUUGUUCAAAUUUUAUAGAACGUUUUAGAGAACAACACUUUUGUUGUACACCAUUUGAAAUCACAAAAAGAUUAUUUUUUGUCCAAUUAGUUCUUUGAGGUGUUUCUCAUUUUUGUUCUAUAUUUUAUUGUGUUUGUUAUGAGCACCUACAACCCGAUGUUGAUAGCACACGACGCAUAAACGAGUGUCGUGAAUUUAAUAUUUCACUAUUACUUAUGCUGUAGUGAGCGGAUGCUCUGAAUGAAUAAUGAGAUAUCGGGAGACAACUGAUACAGCGAGUAUGAAGCAAGUCGAGAAUCUUCGGAUGAGUAAUAGGUGAAUCAGCUGCAUAUAUUUACUACAAAUAGUCUGCGACGAUGAUUGUGUCGACCUGAUUUUGUUACAAAGACACAGAGACCCCAGUGAGCUAUAACUGAUAAGCUGAACUGUGAGCAACAAUAUCAAAGCCAGUACCCGCAAUUAUCGGGACACAGAAAUACGACUGUAACUGUGCAAUAGAUUCAUUACAAUUGCUCAAAUUUGGCCUGAUAAUAUCUUAGGAUGUGUUCAUUUCAACUGCAAAAUUUCAUGUGAAUCAGUGCAGUACUUUUUGUGGUAGCAAUGAAACAGUAGAUCGCGUGCAAUUGAUUUUUGUACAGCCCCUAGUUUAGCUUCUCAGCGCUGUAACUUUUGAAUUUGGCAAAGGAAAUGGCUGAAAUUUUGAACACAAACCACUCAAUCUACAUGUUUUGCAUAGGAAAAAUUUCGAACAAAUCGAUACACUAUUAAUAUUUUUAUAGUCGAAACAUGUAUUGGGACUGACCGUGAUUUUGGCCCCUCAGACAGACAUUAUUUAGCACCCAUUAUUGUUUCGAUUGUACUGCGCAAAGUACUUUACCAAUAAGCAUCAAAUUUUUCAGGCCUAAUAUACACAUAAGCAACUACCUUCUGUAAAAAAUUCAUGAAAAUUGGCAGAGGCAUUCGAAAGUUAUGAAUAAGCAAAUUUCGCACAUGAAAAACACGAAACAUUUCCACUAACACUCACCCCUAUCAACACCUGUAACUUUCAAACCAAUUGAUCGAAGUCGAUGAAAUUUUGCUAGAAAGUGUCUCUAUAAGUAUCGUAACUACUUACGAAGUUUCAUUAUAAUCCUCACAGAACUUUGAAUUGUAGCGGAAAAAAGCGAAUGAAAAUUGGUCAUGAUUGUACAAAAUGCUUGAAAAACGUUUGUUUGUUUUUCAUCCACAGUUAAAAGUAAUGCAUCGAUUUUCAUGAAAUUUGGCACAAAUAAUAAACAUACACUAAAGAGUUCUCAGUCAUGUCCAUCUAGCUGGCAGGGCACUUUACAUAAAAUUGAAAAUAAAUACCGUUAAGUGAGUGUAUCAAGUGCGUACCACAGCGCACCUAACGGAAUUUUGAACGUACCUGACGAAUUCUUAGAAAACAGGUGUCCUGCUGGAUAGAUGGUGGUUUUUACGAAAAUCUUCGUGAAUCCAUCCGAAAUUAUGGUUUUCUGCAUGUACCAACAACGUACCUUCCGAAUCUAACCUCCUUUUUUAUCGUACCUCAAAAAUUCCCAUACCUUCUUACAUAAAACUUUCCAAAUUACAUUAUAUGUUUAAUAAAACAGCGUCAUUGCAUUCCUUGUCAAAUUCUAGGCUUGUUUGACCUAAAAAAGUUUAUACUUAAGUUGAAAUUUGAUUAAUUUAUGGCAAAAAUCGUAUUUUUAAUAGGUAUAAGCAAUAUACUUGAUAAACUUUUUAAAGUAUGCUAACCAUGUAUCGUUGCAAAUAAAAGCCUAAAUGUAUGCAACAGAAGAACACAAGAAUAGCACAAAAAUAUAACUUACUGAAUAUUUCAUAACAAAUUGAUUAAUCAUAAUUCAAUAACACAAUAUAUCAAAAAUCAAAUAGUUUCGUAGAAAAGCAUGUGUAUAUCGUGUGGCAGGCACGAAGAUACUCUAUGCCCAAGGAAGUCAAGGAAAUUUCCUUUACGAAAAGAUCCUGGACCGACCGGGAAUCGAACCCGUCACCCUCAGCAUGGUCAUGCUGAAUACCCGUGCGUUUACCGCCUCGGUUAUAUGGGCCCUUGAUAUUAUUGUAUAAAAUAUAUUUUAGAAGUAUUCACAUUCAACGUACCUCGAUAAUAUGUGACUUAGUUGAACAAAUUGGAGUCAUAUCCCUUUCGUGACGGAGCGCAAAAAAUUGAAAUCAUCAUACAAACGGCUCAACUUUGGCUCUCCAGAACUCUAAGAUUUCCCAACAAAACAAUAUUUUUUUCUUCUCAUUUGAAAGAACUACUCUUUAUGGUUCGAUUUCUUGAUUUGACUACCUGGACAAAUCGGUAAUAAAAAAUAUGCGACAGACAAAACUUUUUCAUGUUUUACGGUUUUUGUCCACUUUUUGUUUAAUUUGUUGUGAUAAAUUUCACAGGCUCACAAAAUCUCACAAAAGUUAGUUUACACACAAACGAGUAUAAGUAAUGGCUGAAUUAUUGAAACAAUUUACAUGACAUAAAACAAAGUCUAAACAGAUGAAAAAAAUAUGUAAAACUGCUACCUCUCAACAGCACAAUUGUGCUGGUUCGUCACGAAAGGGAUAUAAGAGAAUAAGUGAAAAUCAUGUUUUAUAAGUGAAAUCUCUUAGGUACGUUGCAUAAAUCUCACUUAAUUGUUAAUCACUCAACUUGGUAUUAUUGUUGGAUGUAUAAAACAUGUUUUACAGGUAUUCACAUUCAACGUACCUCGAUUCUAUUUGACUUAGUUGAACUAAUUGGAGUCAAAUAUGAGAAUAAGUGAAAAUUAUGUUUUCUAUGUGAAAUCUCUUGGGUACGUUGCAUAAAUCUCACUUAAUUGUUAAUAACUCAACUUGGUAUUAUUGAUGGAUGUAUAAAACAUGUUUUACAAGUGUUCACAUUCAACGUACCUCGAUAAUAUUUGACUUAGUUAACUUAUUGGAGUCAUAUAAGAGAAUAAUGAAAAUUAGACUUGUUUUUAGAAAUCUCUUAGGUACGUUGCAUAAAUCUCACUUAAUUGUUAAUAACUCGACUUGGUAUUAUUGUUGGAUGUAUAAAACAUGUUUUACAAGUAUUCACAUUCAACGUACCUCGAUAAUAUUUGACUUAGUUGAACUAAUUGGAGUCAUAUAUGAGCAUGAGCAUGAGCAUGAGCAUAGAUGACCGCACAAUUCGUUGUUGCUACUCCGUGAUUGACCAGAGCAAUCGAAAUUGCACAGGGAACCAAUGAAUAGGGCUUGGGACUAGCUUACUAUUCUUGAACUAAUUGGAGUCAUAUAAGAGAAUAAGUGAAAAUUAUGUUUUGUAAGUGAAAUCUCUUAGGUACGUUGCAUAAAUCUCACUUAAUUGUUGAUAACUCAACUUGAUAUUAUUGUUGGAUGUAUAAAACAUGUUUUACAAGUGUUCACAUUCAACGUACCUCGAUAAUAUUUGACUUAGUUGAACUAAUUGGAGUCAAAUAUGAAAAUAAGUGAAAAUUAUGUUUUAUUAGUGAAAUCUCUUAGGUACGUUGCUUAAUCUCACUUAAUUGUUGAUAACUCGACUUGGUAUUAUUUUUGGAUGUAUUAAACAUGUUUUACAGGUAUUCACAUUCAACGUACCUCGAUAAUAUUUGACUUAGUUAAACUUAUUGGAGUCAUAUAAGAGAAUAAUGAAAAUUAGACUUGUUUUUAGAAAUCUCUUAGGUACGUUGCAUAAAUCUCACUUAAUUGUUAAUAACUCGACUUGGUAUUAUUGUUGAAUGUAUAAAACAUGUUUAACAAGCAUUCACAUUCAACGUACCUCGAUAAUAUUUGACUUAGUUGUAAUUGUAAUUGUAAUUUUUAUUAACGUCACGCAAACUUAUCGGUUAAUCCAUUAUUUAAGUCAAGGAAACGAAACUAUGUAGAUAAAACACAGUACAUGGGACAGCUAAUUAUUAAAUUACAUCGAAAAAAGAAGCAAUCUGAUAUUCUCAAUGUUCAGUGUGCAAAGCGGUUCUGAAGGAUGACAUCGUUGGGGAACUUCUCGUUGCUAAUGGCAAGCGAUUCCAGCAUUGCGCGCCGAAAACCAGAACGCUUUUGCCGGAAACAGUCGUGUGGGCGGGUACGAUAUACGAAUGCGUCCUAUCCAUCUGUCCUCUUCGCAGAUGUUGCAUCAGGUAACUGGGGAGUUCACUAAGCUGACCUUUCCUCAAAAGGCAGCAGAUGCGAUAGUGAUAGUUAGUUUGAAGAUCACGUCCAAAAAUAGAGUUUCGAUGCGCCGCAGUCGUGUCACAUCUUUUCAGAUUGAAAACGAAUCUGAUUGUUGAUUUGAACGCUCGGUUGAGUUGUUCUUUCUGUGCACCAGAAAGUCCAGAGUAGUACACUGUGUCGCAGUACAGGAAGCAGGGUCCAAUUACUGCUACAGCAAGCUUCCUUCGGGUUUCAGUAGACAGAACAGUCGAAAAACGUCUAAACGUCCGAAGUGUGUUGUAGACAUUCCUUGUCACUUCAUUGACUUAUUCGGUCCAACGAAGAUUGUUGUCUAGUCUCAGGCUAAGAUUUUUGACGCUCUUGGAUAGCUGGAUGCGUUCGGAGCAAAACAUGAUGCUUCUGUUAGGGGUGACGGCGCCGUUCCGUAAAAAUAUUAUAGCCUGUGUUUUUCUUGGAUUAGGAAACAGGCCGUUGGAAGUCGACCAGCGUUCAAUAGAUGCGAGAUCCCUAUUGAUUUUCUCCACAAGCGCGUCUACAUCGUUUAUCGAUCCAGAGACAUACAGCUGCAGAUCAUCAGCAACGACAGCUUUUUUCCAAAUGGACGGGAAACAUUUAGCUUCGAUGAUUGCGUUGAAAACGUGGACCACUACGGGAAUUAUGAUAGGGCUAAGCAGUUUGAUCAACGUAAUUGGAAUUCCAUCGCUGCCGGCUGCAGACGUCUGGAUUUCAAAUAUAGUGCUAGCGACCUCGCGACCAUUCGUGAGUCGAAAAGCGAAAGCUUCUGGCCUAGGGUUUCCACCUGGAUCUGGAUCGUGGUCGUUUAUGGUUGAAGUCGGUGUUGUGGCUAUGGAAUGAUUUGGCAGGGAUAAGUGACCCUCGGAGAAGAAGCUCGGUUUGGAUUCCUAUUGUAGAGAGCAAAGGAAAGGUCUCUAACAGCGAUAUGCCGCUCGAUUUCAGUGGUAAUCCAUGGUGUUCGUCGGUCGCGUAUAGUAAUGACGCUUUCGGGGGCGUGACGUUGCAUCACGGACUGUAGUGUGAACGUGAGAAGCUCUGCCUUAGUGUUCACGUCAGCUGCGUCAUAAAUUUGGUGUAGAUUGCUGGUUUGAAAAUCGAUCUGAAGUGCCUGGGGAUCAAUUCUCCGGAAAUUUCGUAUCUUUAUGCGCUGCGGCGGAGGUUUUUGUACACGUACAUUAACGACAAGAAAUAUAACUUCAUGGUCAGAGAUGGUAUUUCCUGUCGACGUUUUGGAGGUCAGGAUCGUAGCAGGUUUAUCAGUCACCAUAAGGUCGAUUGUAGUAGAACUGUUGUUAGUAAUGCGCGUAGAAGACGUCGGCAGAACAGUGAGACCAAAAGUAGUGUGGAUUUGAUGAAGUGACACAACGUUAGCAAAUGGUGUCGGCGAGGCUACAUUUAUGUUGUAGUCACCUACGAGAAAGAUUUGAUCAAGGUCAAACUCCAUCAGAUCGAUUAAAAGCUUUUCAUAUUGCUGAGCAAAAAGUUGAUUGGCCCCGGAAGGAUUGUAUAUUAGCCCACUCCCAGUUUGAGGUCGUUGAUAUCGGCACGAACCACCAGGGCCCUGUAGCAUAAUCGGGAUAAUAAUAUUAGCUACAAGUUACAAGCUACAAGUACUAAUAUUACAAGUGCUAAUAAUUUGUGUUGCAUAAAAGCUCCAUUUUCCACUAAUAUUAUUAGCACUUGUAAUAUUAGUGUCCAUGAAAAUACAAGUUGUUUUGGUUCAUUUACCUGUCAAAAUUCAUCCGGCAGUUCACUAUUAAUUUGAAAUGGCAGUUGUUGUUUGUUUAUAUUCUGCAUUUUUCGCGUAACAUCCGGAAAUAAUUUCAUUUGUUCCGAAGUUUUGCAUUCUUUAUACGAUACUUGAAGAAAAGAAUGUGCUGUUUGGAUCAUUUUCGACCGCUCUGACAAAAUAUUUUUUUUUACAAAGUAUGGCACUGCAAAUAUCUAGAUUUUAAGUAAAAUAUCCCAAAGAUUUAAUAGUACUGGUUGAAAAACAAUGUAUACAGAUUUAGCAACAUGUAUUAUGCUUCUUGUUAAAAUCCGAAGUGAUCGGGGAUGCAAAAAAUGAGCUUUUGCCUACUUUUAUAAGUUGCAACUCGAUUCGAGAUAGUGUAUGUAUAUUGCUCGGUAUAUUGUAGCUCUUGAUUAGCUUAAUGAUGCGCAAUACAAGCAAUUGAUUCAAAUUUAUUUCGUAUCUGCAACUUUACCUGUGCUUAUGUAGUGAUCAUAAUAUAUCACUUUACCAAGAACCUCCAAUCAAAGAUGGGUAUUGUAGAAACUUUGGAGAACUUGAGAGACUCAGCAGAAAUUAUAUUUUGGAUACGAAGUGUACAUCAACGCAAUUUUCUCUUCAAUGAGCUUCGAAUACAUAUUGCCAAAUUUAAUCGUCGAAAACUGGAAUUAAGGUUGACAUCUAUAUAUAUAAAAAUGAGUUUGUAGCUUCUUUGAGGCAACAAAACUCACGAACGGCCGAACCGAUCAGCAUGACCCUUGCACGUUUCGAUUCGUAUUCAUGGUGGCUGUGUUUAUAUGUAUAAAAAGUUACGGAAAUCUUUUAAAAAGGUAUGAAAAUUGUGAAAAUACUGAUUUUUUAUGAGCCGGGAACAAAUUCAGCAUGAUCAAAAUUAAAUCAAUCUAGAGUGUGGUGACGUUAUGAGCUAAACAGUUGUCAAAACAUCACAGCUAGGCAAGACAAAGUUUGCCGGGACAGCUAGUUUUAGAUAAAUAAUACUUUUGAGUUCAUCAAAAUGGUAAAUCGAUAUAUCCAAAACUAAAUAUGACUUCUGCAAUACUUUAAAUCUAACUUGUAAAUUAUUUUACAAGACCUUUGAGACUUGUAAUCAAAAGUACAAGUCAUAGCUAAUAUUUUAUACUUGUAGUUUGUUUAUGCAACAUACACUUGUAAAUUCUACUAAUAAUAUUAGUCCAACCGACUUGUAGUAUUGGACUUGUAACUUGUACUUGUAGUAUUUUUAUGCAACAGAAAAUUAAAAGUUACAAGCUACAAGACUAAUAUUAUUAGUAAAAUUUUCAUUAUGCUACAGGCCCCAGAAUUUAUUCAGUUUAACAUUUUUUCCGUGCUUUGUUUUGUUGAUGUUUGUGACUUUUUUAAUGCAAAGGAAAGCUUUCAUAGGAAAGAGAAAAAAGUGAAUAAGUUGAAACAUCAAUUGAAAAUCAAUAACAUGUUUAAAUCAGUGGUAAACCAAAUGUCCUAUCCUAAGAACUGCAGGUCCAAGCAGGGGUCCAAGAGAUAUGGCGGGCUAGGUGUGUAGAGUGCGAUGAGAGAAAUAAGAAUGUAGGCCAACCCGGAAUGAUGCAGGUCAGAUUACCGUAAAUCAGUGGAUGAGUUCAUCAUCAACACUAUUAUUUCUGUAUUUGCAUUUAGGGGAAUUUCCUCCUCUUCUCUCAUGUGAACUUGCCUUCGACCACAAUCGAAUCAAAUGCGAUUGACAAACUUUAUCUUUGACGUAGAGCCAUCUUUAACACAUGAACUGGACUGAACACUGAAAUGACUUUUAAUAUAGGUUCGUCUGCGGGUUCGCUUUUUAACCUAACUUAUACUUGAAUCGAACUUGACAGUUUUCUCAUGAGUUGUUAUGUAUUUCCGUGUAUUUCGAACUUUAGUCAAACUGGAGCCUCAAUAUUGCAAUAACGGUUAAGCACGCUGUAAUGAUACUUAUGUACCUCGUCACCCACUUCAUGCAACUACAUUAGUGGUCUAAUAAUACUUAGCGCGCUCGGCAUAGUUCCAUCAUGCCGCUCAAAGUGUUGCCACAAAUAAUGCUUAGUUUGCGAAACCCAGUUAUCUGGCUGGUGGGGCAUGGGAGCCUAAGCUUCAACUGUUAAUGCAAUCAGAGACUACUCUGACCUCGACUCAGACUUGGACGUGGGCGAUCCAAUAUAUGAAGGGUUAUCCAAAACGCUCUGGAGAAUUUCCAAAGCGUAUCUCAUAAUGCUAGUAAGCCUGAGAUGCCAUUAAUAGAAGGAAAAUGACAAGAUAAUAUAACAUUAUUUGGUUUAUGUAAUGUAAACCAACACAACAUAACAAAAGAGAACCAUUCCAAAACCAUUUAAUUAAAUGUAUAACCGGUACUGAAACUACAGUUAAAAACAAUAUAUUUACGGUACAUUUUAUUGUUUGAAACCAUAUGUGUACCAUACAAUGUACGGUUUAUUAAAACCCACGUAUCAGUAUUUAUAACAAUUCAUUUACAAUAUAAUGUAUGGUUUUGCAAAAAAAUAUAUAUGGAGAAAAAUAUUUUUUUAUAUUGUUACGAUACUUAACCACCCGUAUAGUAUAUUGUAAAAAUCUUAUUUACAAUUUACUGUAUGGUACUGUACAUUACAUUUUAUUGUUUUUGUAUUUUUAUUUUUACAGUAGUGUCUAUUGUAAAAAUAUGGUUUUAAAUAGUACUGUUACAAUACAACGUUCGGUUUUUCUACUGUAUUUUUUAUUCGGGUGAAGCUUGAUGAACAUGAAGAAGUAUCCUGUGACUCGGACGACUCUGGGUCAGAUAGCGACGAUACGACGGAAGGAAACAUCCAUUACCUGUUUGCAACCGAGCCAGACGGCGGUGAGAAAGUUUUGUGUGCUGUUGGAGGUAUUAAGAUCGAGUGGCUGGUUGACUCCGGAGCGGGAGUGAAUGUCAUCGACCGUGGAACGUGGGAACAUUUGAAGAAAAAUCGCGUAAAGGUCAACGGACAAACAACGAAGACGGACAAGGUUCUCAAGGCUUACGGAAAUCAUCGAAUCAAGGUGGCAGGGAUGUUUUCUGCUGUCGUAGAGACAAGUAAAUCCUCGGUUGAAGCGGAAAUCUACGUGGUCGAAAAUCAAGGACCAUGUCUGCUUGGUCGAAAAACUGCGAAGGAUUUGGGGAUUCUGACGAUUGAUACGGCGGUCUGGGCUGUUAGCGGCGAGAGUAACGGAAUCGGCAAAAUCGUAGGCGUGGAAGCAAGGGUCCAAAUCGAUCGGUCUGUUAAACCAGUACAGCAGACUCAGUGCAAUAUUCCCAUUCCCUUACGGGAGAAGACUGAGGAGGAAAUUCAACGACUACUUCAGCAAGAUGUGAUAGAACCGGCGCCACGCGAUUCUCCAUGGAUCUCGAGACUCGUAGUCAGACCAAAGGCUGGGAAUCCAUCCGAAGUGAGACUCUGCGUCGACAUGCGUGAUGCCAACCGUGCGAUUAUUCCACAACAUCAUCCUCUCCCCACGUUCGACAGUAUCAUGCCACGUCUCAACAGAUGCAAGUGGUUCUCCAAGAUCGAUCUGAACAAAGCUUUUCACCAGAUCGUUCUAGCAGAAGAUUCCCGCGAGAUCACAAUGUUUGGAACGCCUAAGGGAUACUACCGUUAUAAGAGGCUAAUGUUUGGCCUGAAUUGCGCUUCUGAAAUCUUUCAGAGCGUAAUGGAGCGCAUACUUUCAGGACUGCCGGGCGUAGUAUCUUUUAUUGACGACAUCCUCAUCUAUGCUGAAACGAAAGCAGAACACGAUGCCAUUCUUCGAUCCGUGCUGGAAAGGCUUCAGUCAUUUGGCAUUACGAUCAACAGAAGAAAGUGUGAGUUUGGAAAGAGAAGUGUAACGUUCAUGGGGCAUCGGCUUUCCGAACGAGGCAUCAGUCCAGCGAUCGAUAAGGUGGAAGCUAUCAAUAGAUGUCGUGAGCCACAUUCUGUCGAGGAACUACGAAGCUUCCUCGGGUUGGUCAAUUAUUUGGGAAAAUUCAUCCCAAAUUUGGCAACCCUAACUACUCCUCUCCGUAGUUUGCUGAGAAAGGGCGUUCGCUUCCAGUGGACCAUCGGUCACCAGAAAGCGUUUACGAAGAUCAAGGAAGUACUAUCCAGUUCGAAGAAUUUGGGUUUCUAUUCUCCAUCGGACAAAACCAUUCUCAUCGCUGAUGCGAGCCGUACCGGCUUGGGUGCUGUGUUACUCCAGGAACGAGACAACAAGAAACGAGUAAUCUGCUAUAUCAGCAAAGGACUAUCAGAAGCGGAAAAAGCGUACGCGCAAAACGAGAAGGAAGCCCUUGCCCUUGUUUGGGCCACCAAGAGGUUGGAAAUCUACUUGCGUGGAAUGGAAUUCUAUCUAUUGACCGAUCAUCAACCGCUCAAAACGAUAUUCGGUUCCAAUCAUCGAUCGUGCCCAAGAAUCGAGCGCUGGGCGCUACGUUUACAGUCCUUCCGAUUCAAGAUAGUUCACGUUCCGGGAAAAACCAAUAUCGCGGACCCUCUAUCUCGUCUACCGCAAUUCAGGGAAUGCACUACAUACGAUCAGUCUGGAGAAUCGAUGUUGAUGUCUAUUGUAGAACUUGCGAAGCCAGCAGCAGUAACUAUCACGGAUGUUGUGAAAGCGACUUUGGACGACGAAGAACUCGUGGACGUGAAGCAAGCAUUGAGAACCGGUGUGUGGCCGGAGCGUAUAAAGCGAUAUUUGUCUUUCAAGGAUGAACUGACCGUGGUGAAUGGUAUCCUACUGCGCGGUGAAAAGUUAGUGAUUCCGUCAAGUCUCCGCAAAAAUGUCCUCGCUCUUUCGCAUUUGGGUCAUCCCGGAAUGGAAAGGACAAAACAGCGUCUCCGAUCCAAAGUUUGGUGGCCGAACAUGAACAACGAUAUAGAAAAUCUGAUCCGCUCCUGCUUGGAUUGUCAGACAGUUGGUCAACCAGGACCGCAAGAGCCAAUGCAAAUUCGGGAUCUACCUCAAGCGCCCUGGAGUCACCUUAGUAUGGAUAUACUGGGUCCACUACCAUCAGGUGAGUCGCUACUGGUUUUGAUCGAUCUGUACAGUCGCUUCAGAGUCAUUGAAAUACUGCGGCAAACAACUACUGCAAGUAUUUUGAGCAAAAUUAGGCCGGUUUUUAUGCGACUUGGCAUUCCUCAAACCCUGACAACAGAUAACGCGAGUAACUUCUCGAGCCGUGAGAUGGUAGAUUUCUGUAAGCGGUACGAUAUUCAAUUGGCUUUUUAAGCGAUGUUGAGAUAAUUCCAUAUUCUGA